AUGGAAAAGAGAACCAACACGUUCAGUUCCACGCUGGAAAAGGUCAUUACAGCUUUCUUUUACAAUGGCCAUGCCGGGCGGUCGCGAGCGCUGUCUAUGGGAUUGCAGGUGCCUUUGUGGCUUUGGACACAUCAAGUGACUGUUGAGAGCGAGCGAAGCACUCGAGAGCUCCAGAAAACGGUUAACCUCGUCUGUUGGUUCAAUGACAAUGGUGCUAACUUGACCCAAGUGGCUAUUAUCGUCCCAGGCGACGUGAAGACAAAGUUGGGAGCGCAGCUAAAGCACGCACUGCAAGGUAGGGCGCAUGAUGCACAAUCUGGUAUAUCCGAUGAUGUUUCACUCCCAACACUACUGGCCCCACAUGAACUCACAGCAAUGAAUAAAAGGGACAAGAUGGUACAUCAAUACGAAGUAGUCAUAUACCUCUUAACACUGCCACCCACUAAAAAGCAUUUGCAGGCGGCUAUGCAGCAGGAUCAGUUCAUCGCCGAUGCAGUUGCUGGUGCAGGAGGGGCUUUUAUACUCGUCACCGAUGUAGGCUGGACUACGCCACGUUUUACGACUCAGUGGCCGCAGUGGAAAGCACUUGUGAUGAAGCUAAAGGGUGAGUUGGUAUCCAUUUCUUUCAAUGAAGGUGACAAACUACCGGCAGAUGCCCAGCUCCCAUCCUUGAUGGGACCUCGUAUUCCACUCUGUUGCUCCCGUCAUGCAGACCAGCGGCAACUGGAGUACGGUAUCGUGCCGAUUGUUCGCGGUUGCCGACGGCUCUGCCUGAAGCCGUUCGUGUGUCAAAGAGAAGAACAUGUGUGCAUGGAACAGUGCCAUCCACGCGUAUCCCACAGCAAUUGCCCCUAUGCUUGUCAGACGGCCAUGCCAUGCGGCCAUGAAUGCUUACACAGCUGUAGCGAGUUGUGCAACUGCUUUGAGGUUAUCGAGAAGCCACUUACAUGCUCACAUGCUGUUAUUAUUGGUCUUGACCAGGCAACGCUGCAACCUAUUUACGCUACGGUCCGACACGUUUUUAAAGGCAGUUGUGCAGAUGCUUUUCUCCCCUGCGCUGUUGAGUACCCUACGGAGUGCUGCCGGUGUCUCGGCCCGCUCAGCACCACCUGCUCUGAGGCAACGCGUUGCGGCCAUAGCUUAGAGAAUAAAACGUUGCUGUGCGCCGCGUGUAUUAGGCUGGAGCGUGAGGUACGAGCGAAGGUACUCGGUGAUCUUUUGAUUCAGACGGAGGAGGCAAAACAGCGUAUGAAGAGGGAGGUGCAGCGCAGUGCACAUCAGCAGCGGAAGGCUUCGUCACAGGGGUUAUUCCUUGUGGGUAGCCGCGUGACCAUCUGUGAUGUGACAAAAGUAAUCAAGCCACUUUGCGCGGAAACGGACUUUCCUGGAGUUGAGUUCGUUGACUACGAAGCGACGGACUUUUACUCAUCAAUGGACGGGGCGUACGGUACGUUUAUUAGUCGUCACGUGGAUAUAGACGAUCUCAGUGAGGUGCGUAACCUCAUUCGCUUGCGGGACGGCAAGCAUGUUUUGGUGGCGGACGGUGGUGUACAGCUUCUCCGCGCUCUUACGAGUGCUAUAACGCAGCAGGCCGCCACACUUCUCCUCACCUACAAUGGCCACGGAAAAGAGAGAGGGGAUGCGGGUUCAACGGCCUCUGGCGAAGCUUUUGAAACGGCCUUCAAAAUGGUGGGGAGCCAGUUUUAUCUCGCCGUUCCCGUUCCGUUUGGAGACACUCUCAUCUCCGACAAAAUUGUGCAGGUGACUGCAGUUAACCCGGCGUCACCGGAAACUGUCAUUGUGGAGUGUCGAAUCCCCUCCAUUAGCAGCCAAACCGACGAAACCCAGGUGAAUGAUACAAUAAACGACAACCCUUCACCCCCCAAAAGGCUCCGUUUGGAGCAUUCAUCAUCUCAUCCAGGUCAUCUGCGUGCGUCCAUCGAGGUUGUGAGCCUCACCGUACCUGUCACUGCGCUUGAGUCAAUGGAAGGUUAUUCGAAGGGUAAAGAAGUUUUGGUACUGGAUCCUUCACGUCAAGUGGUACAUCCAUAUGACGUGCAGGCUUUUGGUGCCAUCCUUCAGCAUGUGCUCGAUACGGACCUUCGGAGCGCUGUUAUAUCAUCGGUGCCGGUGGCCAAAGACACUCCCUUCACACUACUGGGUGUUGUCAAUCCACCUGUGAGUUUUGCAGAUCGAUACGGCCCCUGUGCAGUGCUCCGUCAGCGGAAACAGCUGGUCACUGUGCGAGCCAGACCACAUUUGAGGUCAGGGAAACGUAGUCCAGGCAGUGCGCCGACCCCCAGCGGUAUCAACACCGCAUACGCCCAUUCAGCACGGAAUGGCGACGACGGGGAUGUGGUGGUAAUCAUUCCGUUUGUAUUCACCGCAGCUGACGAACUGCUGGAGGCAGAGAACUCGCUGGAUGCCGCUGCGUUGCAGCAACUGGAACAGCGAGUGCGUGAUACCAUUGCGGUAAAAAGCGAUGAGCUGGCCAUCCGCAAUGAUGAGGAAGCCUUUCACCGGCAGCGGCAAAUGCCAGAGGUAAUGGAGGAGGAGCUAAGUCGCGAUCGUGUGGCUUACAGCAUCCCUAUCCCGCUACCAACAGCGGAACUUCUUGCCUCUGUGCGUGUGAGGCAUGCGCGGCUUCUGUGCGCAUCAGCAACUUCGCUUCGGCUAAGUAAGCAGAAAGAUGCUAUGGCAGUUAAGCAGCAACAGCUGGGCCUCACCAAGUGGCUCGAAGCAGUAAGGCAGCGGCAUGAGCAAGACACGGAAGCAGACGCUGCAUACUUCAGGGCCCUGCAGCAGAAAGAAACAGCACAGUAA
Molecule: messenger RNA, 2823 nt
Organism: Trypanosoma brucei brucei TREU927
Lineage: Eukaryota; Euglenozoa; Kinetoplastea; Trypanosomatida; Trypanosomatidae
Exons: 1
Coding region: 1-2823 (940 amino acids)
Source: RefSeq, a predicted model, not a curated record